This is a messenger RNA of Owenia fusiformis, 2163 nucleotides long. The record is from the annotation of a GenBank genome assembly. NCBI's taxonomy places the organism in Eukaryota, Metazoa, Annelida, Polychaeta, Sabellida, Oweniidae.
CCAGGCCCAGUCAGGUUUCAGCAAUUCUAUGGCCGCGGAAGUAUGCAAUUCCUGAUAAGGUAGACUUUGAUAUGGACUUAUUUUAGACUCCUAGUAAUGGUCACAAACAUUUGCAUUAUUGGAGCGACUUUAUUAGGAAUUGAUGUACGAAAAUCAUAAUGUCAAAUUCAGUACUGAGACUGUCUGCCGAACCGCAAAGCCAGGAACAUACAGCGUUAAUCCGAUGGAUACAGUUCACUAGUCAUGGAUUAAUGGAAAAAUAAACGUAACACGACAUUAUUCUUCAACAGGCGGAUUACAGCGGCCCUCGUAGAGACUUAAUUGACACUUUAGAAGCGUUUACGACAAUUAGGAAGACAUAAAUAUGUUUAAUUUGGAUUCAUUUACCUCCCUCAGAGUUGUAAUAACCAUUUAAAACAUACAAAGUGAGUCCGGGCGAUUAAGCAACCGAUCGCUAGAUUAGUCUCGUGGAACGAGUUUGAAAAUAUUAUUCUCCAACAGUUAAGAUAUUUAUGAAAAUGACGUCAGAUAGAUCGUAUAAGCAGAGUGUUCCUUUUGAAUUACAAUUUUAUUCGGAGUAUAAUACUACUGAUAUGACGCAAUAUUCCUCAACUGAAUGUCCCUCCAUCGGGGAUGAGCCCCCGGGAACAGGGGGUCGCCAUAUAGCAGUGACAAUAUUGAUUACGAUACCCAUGGUGUUCAUCAUAGUCGCCGGAACUUUAGGGAAUGGAUUAGUAAUACUAAGCGUUUUCAAGUUCGAACGAUUGCGGAGUAUGGCAAAUAGAUUUAUUGUAUCGCUUGCAUUUGCAGACUUGUUAGUGUCGGCGACCGUGACGCCGUUUUCAGCGAUUAAAGAUAUCACCGGACAAUGGUAUAUGGGAGCUGUAAUGUGUGAUAUCAUACAAGCCAAUGAUAUUUUAUUUAGUACGGCUUCAAUACUACAUUUAUGCUGUAUCAGCAUUGACAGAUACAUGGCAAUUAUGUACCCUUACCAGUAUGUCAGUAGUAUGACCAAACACAGGGUUAUUAUAAUGAUUGUUCUUGCAUGGCUUCUUAGUGCUCUUCUUGCCUUUGUCCCUAUUCACACUCAACUCUAUACCGAUGACUGCACCAGAGAACGCAGACUCAAUGGGAACUAUACCGCAAAAACGUGUGACUUGAUUGUAAAUACGCCAUACGCCGUCAUCUCAUCUUCUGUCUCAUUUUGGAUCCCAGCAACCAUCAUGGUAUUCACUUACAUACGCAUAUUCAGGGAAGCCCGUGUCCAAGAAAAGCGAAUUCAUACCAUGGCAAUGAACGCUAGAAACUCUGUUGAUAAUCCAAGUAGUACGUCCAGUUCAUUUGGUGAACCACAUAGAAAUGGUAUCAACAACAACAAAGUUGCAGUAUCUCAUACUAACGGUAACGACCCGUCCAGCCCACAGCGUCUCGCGAUUAAUGCUAUAGCACGUGAUACCAAACAAGAAAGAAAGAGACUUAAACGUGAACACAAAGCCGCGAAGACACUUGGUAUGAUCAUGGGAGGAUUUAUCCUGUGUUGGCUUCCUUUCUUCUCUUGGUAUCUCAUCACACAGGGAUUCUGUCAAGGCUUCAAUACAGAAUGCAAUAUCCCAAAUGAGGUCAUAUCACUGUUCUUUUGGAUUGGAUACUUCAACAGCAUGAUCAACCCGGUCAUCUAUGCUUACUUCAAUAGAGACUUUAGAACGGCAUUUAGGAAAAUUCUCCAUUUUGACCAGUGGCCAUGUGCUCAGUCUGGCGCUACUGACGUUGGAUCAUUCUAUGAGACCACCAACGGAGCACCUCUUGCCAAUCAAACUUUGUUAAAUGUGAAUGUUAGGAAAUCAGUAUCAGUUUCGUCAUAAAUCAAAAACAUUAUUAUCCUAGUGUCACCUUUGUAACCCCCAGUAUUAUCAUAUAUCAUUGACUAUGACAAUUGUCAUAUAACAACAGUGUAAUCUUAUCUGACAGUGUUGCGAUUGUUGUUCAAAUACCGUGUCAUAUUGUGACAUAGCAUUGUCGUCCUAGUGGGACAGUGUUGUCAUCUAAGUUUGGCCGCAUUGCCGCCCUAUUUGGACAGUGUUGUCAUCUUAGUGUGGCACCAUUGUCGUCCUAGUGGGACAAUGUUGUCAUCUUAGUGUGGCCGCAUUGCCGCUCUAGUGGGAC